AUGCUCAUCUCAAGGCCAGUAACGAGGGGGACAACGAGAACGCUUCCUACACGCCUCAUCCCCCUCGCGUGUCUCCGCUUCUCCUCAUCAACCUCUGACGCCUCCGCAUCAUCAAUAGCGACCUCCUUCCUAUCACGCUUCCAAUCUCUAGGACCUCAAACUCGAACCCAAACGCUCGAUGCGAACCAACUCCGCCUCCUCUCUCUAACACUCAACCGGCCGUCGCUCCUCCCCACCACGCCGCAUCUCUCGCAACUUGCAACCGCCUCCAACCAAUGCGAAAUCGAGGUCGCAAACGGAACACCACUCCCGGCGGGGUACCACCUUGCCUACUUUACGCCAGCAUUUCUGGAGAAUGAACUCGGUGCCGAUGGUACCGAUACGAGCUAUAACCCGGCGCAUCCAUUUACGCGGCGCAUGUGGGCCGGCGGGGAGGUUUGCUGGCCGCGGGAUAGUAAUGGCAGUGUGAAUCCAUUGAGAGUUGGCGAGAAGGUUACAGAGACGACGAGGGUUCUAAGUGCGGAGGCAAAGACUGUAAGAAAGACCGGGGAGGAGAUGAUUGUCGUUGGAGUUGAAAAGGAGUUCAGUAAUGAGGCCGGGGUUGCGGUGAUUGAUAGGAGAAACUGGGUCUUCCGCAAAGCCCUCCCACCACCAUCGAUACAACAAACCCAAGACCUUCCCCCACCAACCCCUCCCUCUUCUCUCCCAGCCACGUCUACGACAACCUCCUCUCCAGACGGCCUUACCCACACACGCACCCUCCGCCAGACGGCCGUAACGCUCUUCCGCUUCUCAGCACUAACGUUUAACCCGCAUAAAAUCCACUACUCGCAGCCGUGGUGCCGGCAGGUCGAAGGGCACAAGGAUAUCGUCGUGCAUGGGCCACUGAAUCUCAUUGCGAUUCUGGACUUUUGGAGGGAUGUACGGAGCUCUGCUUGUGGGGCGGAUGUUGAUGCAAACACAUUUUUGCCUGACAGAAUUACAUACCGAGCGACGAGCCCGUUAUAUGCGGAGGAUGAGUACCGGAUUGUGCUGAAGAAGGGUGAGGGUGAGGACGGCAAGAAGAGUGCCGUGGAGAUUAUUACGCCUGAGGGUAAUGUUGGCAUGAAGGCUGAGGUUGUGGGUGUAUAG
Molecule: messenger RNA, 1131 nt
Organism: Aspergillus nidulans FGSC A4
Lineage: Eukaryota; Fungi; Ascomycota; Eurotiomycetes; Eurotiales; Aspergillaceae
Product: hydroxyacyl-thioester dehydratase HTD2
Exons: 2
Coding region: 1-1131 (376 amino acids)
Source: RefSeq, a predicted model, not a curated record